CUUACUUCCUAUAUGUUUACUUCCUGCAGUUAUUUACCUAACCUUACCAAAUUAUUUUAUUACAUUUUACACUAACAAAUAAAUCAUUAGAAAUGUUAGAACCCAGGGAAUUGAUAGAACGAAAGAUAACUAAAGAAGCAGAAGAAAGGGCAGCAAAAGAACAACUACAUCAGUAUGGUAUCUUUUUGAACAAUUAUCAGUCACGUUUAAAUACUUUUAUACAAAGUCUACCCUACAAUAAUCUUUUAUGUAAGCCUAUCAUAUAUGUAGAGGCCAAACCUUUUGAAGACUUGGAUAUUGUAAAUAUUGUUUAUUCAGACAAUAAACUACUUAGUAGGAUACUAGCCAGUUUAGGGUCUCUUUGUGAAGAAGCUUCAUUCCUUUCUAAACAGGCUCGUACUCAUUUUUAUGUAACACUUACUUAUUAUCGUGAUGAUAACGUAAAGCAUAUAGAAGUCAUAGACACAUCCAACAACUUAAUAGAAGUAUUACAAAAACUUUAUUUUUUUGUUUUACGUUGUAACAAUGUUAUUGGGCUAAUUUUACGUCAGUUAUGUGCUUUACUAGGAAAGAAUUUAUAUAAAGGGGCCUCAUCUACUUGCUUUUUUGAACCACUAAGUAGUUUAGGAGAUUUACUGGUAUGUUUAGUUACACUUGAUAAUAUGCUAAAUACACCUAAUAUUAAAAGUGCCUGGCUGUUUUAUUGUAAAAUUGUAAAAUCAGGUUUACACAAUCCAAAGAAAUUUGAUGUCACGUUAGAUAGUCUUCGCGGUUUAGAUGAAAGCCUUGGCAGGAUAGAAGUGAAGUUGUUAAGGGGGACAGUAUUUCAACAAGCGAUCGAAAAAUGUGUAGAAGAAGAUUAUCUUGUGUCUCUUAAAAACAGCAAUAUUUCAAAUGAACUUUUUCUAUACAUUAAUCAAUUAUUAAUAGAAUUAGAAAAAGAUGAUACAAGCAUAUUUUACAUUCCAAAUUGGAUAAAAUUAAAUAUAAUGUUCGUUUUCCAUUACAAAUUAUUUGGUACUCUAGAUAAGAAAUUGUAUAAAAGGCUUGCAGAAGUAAAUAGAAAGAAUGUUGCCUGCACUCUAUACGGUACUGUGAUGAUAUAUCCUGAUAAGUUUUUAGUGGAACAUAUUCCUAAUUUAGGAAGAAAUACUGAUGAGAAAAUUCUUACAAAUAAUAAAGGAAACAGAAUAACAUUAAUUGAUCAAAAUUUUUAUAAAGAUUCAUCUAAUCUUUUUGUAGAGUCAUGCCUGUGGAUAAUUGAUAUACGGGAAGUCUUAAAGAAGGAUAUGUAUUCCUUUAAAGAAAAGGAUCUCCAAGAAAUAUGUUCAUUAAUUGUUUUGGGAUUAAAAUUACUUGUAAAAAACAGCAAGCUGUCUAAAUGGAUUUUAAAUUUGCAUGAAGAAGAAGGAAAACCAAUAACAAAAUCAACACUUUUUUCUUUAUUUAAACUUAUUGAAGUUAUGAAAGCUAUGCAGUUUACAUUUCAAAAAAAUUGCCUACCCUUAGCCUACACUACAUGCCUUGUUGCCCAACACCUUACUCACAUAGCAAGAUCAAAAUUAACUAUUAUAAAGAAAAGUUUUGUUAGAGAAAAAUCAUAUAAGGAACAACAGCUCGAUAUAAUUUCAUCUCUUAAUGUGGCCGAAAAUGCACUAAAAGGUCCAAACACACAUCAAAGAAUACUAGUGGCUAAAUUAGCUUUAUCAGCCAGUGGAAUUCCCUCAGGAAUGUUAUCAGAAUUGCGGUCAGUUAUUAAUUGUAUAGAAGUCAUAUCUGGCAUAAACGAUCUGUUAGAAAGUUCCUUUGAUGGGUCUUUUAUGCACUGGCAAAGCACUUUAUUACCAGUUUUCUUAUCGAAGGUUAUUUCUACAAAAGCAGACAUAUCAAGAAUUUAUUUACUUUUAGAUGCUUUCGAGGACCACAGAACUUUAAUUAAAGAUAAAAACUGUAGCACCAUAAAUAAUUUAAUUCAAAGGUAUUUAGUUGACCCGUUGAAUCAGUUAAUAGAAACAAAUUUACGGAUACAAACUCACAUGCAUCUUAAUCCCGUGUCUAUAAGUCCAUUUAAAAAUCUCCCUCCAACAAGUUUGAAAAAUUAUAUCCCUACAAAGUUUUUUAAUGAAUUUUUUAAUGUCAAGCAAGAUAUAGAGCAUUAUCUUAGCACAACCUUUUAUAAUUUAACGACGGUUGUUCUACAUGAUUGGAAAACAUAUGGGGAGAUGAGAAGACUGGCGCAAUUACAAUAUUCGUUAGAGACUGUUGAAGACGGUCUUCCUAUGCAAACUCUAGAACAGGGUCUAGAUGUGUUAGAAAUAAUGAGAAAUAUCGACAUUUUUGUCAGCAAAUAUAUGUAUAACUUAAACAACCAAGUUUUUAUAGAAGAAUGGAGCAACAAUAAAUAUUUAAAUACAAUAGGAAUUUCGCAUGUGGCUAAUUCAAUUCGAAGUCAUGGAAUAGGAAUUAUGAAUACCACAGUGAACUUUAUUUACCAGUUCCUUCAAAAGAAGUUUUAUAUAUUUUCACAGUUUAUGUUUGACGAACAAAUUAAAUCUAGGCUACUAAAAGAUAUUAAAUAUUUUACUGAUCAUAAAGAAGAACUUCGCCAAAUGUACCCUUAUGAAAGAGCAGAGAAAUUUAAUACCGGAAUACGAAGAUUAGGUGUUAACGAAGAAGGAUACAGUUAUUUGGAUUUAUUUAGAAAAUUAAUUACUCAAAUAGGAAAUGCCAUGGGCUAUGUUCGAAUGAUAAGGUCUGGAGGCAGGAGAUGUCUCGCGGACGCCACAUGUUUUAUACCAAAUUUAAAAGAAGCAGAAACAAUACCAGAAAUGCUAAAUGAAAGCUUACCAGAGCAAGUUAAAGCAGCUUCACUUGGUUUUCAAAGAGAUUUAAAAAACCUCAUUGAAAAUUUUGAAGAAGCGACAGAAUAUUUUCAGCUGUUAAUUAACGUAUUUGCACCCGUAUUUAGAGAAUCUCAGAAUAUGCAUUUAAAAAAUUUCUACGUUAUCAUUCCUCCUUUGACAAUAAACUUUAUUCAGCAUAUAGUUGCAUGUAAAGAAAGACUUAGCAAAAAAAAUAAAACGGGUGCAGCGUUUACUGAUGAUGGUUUUGCUAUGGGUUUGGCUUAUAUAAUUGAAUUGUUGGAUCAAACCAGCAAUUUAAAUUCACUCCAUUGGUUUCAGUCAAUAAAUACAAAAAUUACAGAACAACGGAAAGCACUAGAAAAACAAAAAUGUAAGGAACACAAGGAUGAUGAAAAGCUUCAGCAAACGUUAUCUUUAACUGAGAAACGACUAGAUACUUUUGAUAAGGAAUUCCAGCUGUUAUAUUUUAAUUUUAAUAGUGCCAAAAUUUUUUUCAAGACCUAA
Agrilus planipennis (emerald ash borer) is the source of this 3368-nucleotide messenger RNA. RefSeq names its product WASH complex subunit 4 (gene SWIP). The record is from RefSeq and is a predicted model, not a curated record. Gene Ontology annotation, cellular component: endosome; WASH complex. Gene Ontology annotation, biological process: endosome organization; endosomal transport. The transcript has 16 exons. NCBI's taxonomy places the organism in Eukaryota, Metazoa, Arthropoda, Insecta, Coleoptera, Buprestidae. The coding region runs from base 93 to 3368 and encodes 1091 amino acids.